Molecule: messenger RNA, 528 nt
Organism: Botrytis sinoallii
Lineage: Eukaryota; Fungi; Ascomycota; Leotiomycetes; Helotiales; Sclerotiniaceae
Exons: 2
Coding region: 1-528 (175 amino acids)
Source: RefSeq, a predicted model, not a curated record
AUGGCUUCAGAAAGCAAAGAAAACUGGCGUCAGGAAGAUAUCGUCAGAUAUAGACGUGCUGCACGACCUAUUGCUAGAAGAGUAGUACGUCGUCGUCGUACUGCAGUUAGGGCCAACGGAGUUCAACCGCGAAUCAGAUUGAACCUUAGAAAUUCGGAGCUAUCUAUAGACGCACAAGCAGCGCGCACUUCACAAAUAUUACGGGCUGUUAGCGGACUGACCGAUGAAUUGAGGAGACGCAUUUUAGAGCUGGAAGCGGCGAAUAAUGGAUUGACGACUCAGGUCUCAGAUCUUACGGAGGCGGAGUUGAGACGAGGAAUAGAGGCCGAUGAAUUGAGGGGACGCAAUUUACAGUUGGAGAUGGCGAAUACUGGAUUGACGACCAAUUUAUACGAGCUCGAGCGCGCUGCAACUGCUCAAGAAAUAGAGAAGCUGAUUUUGAAAGAUCGCGCUGAAAAUUUGGAGGAGACACUGGCCACCAGAAACAGACGCGUUUCCAUGCUAGAGGCUGCUAUAAUUCAUAUGUAG